AACAUUUAGAUCUCGUACAAACCCGAACGCCUUUACCAAAGUUUUUCAAUUCUUUAUGAACUCGAUCAACGCCUGUCAAUUUGUGUGCACUUAUUGAAUCCCUUUGAUUGUCACUUUUUCUACCAGUGGGCCAGUAGUUCUCGAAAUAUUGCGGACCAGGUACAAAGUAGAUUGGAUAAAUAGCGAUCGCACCUGGAAUCGAUUUAAUAGCAUCAAUCGAAUGUUCUGUAUUCACUGAAAAUGAAGCACCUGUGAAUAAUGAUGAGGAAAUAACUUGACGCAUUGUAAUAGUUGAUUGAGAGAUUCCCAAAGAUCUUUGUAAAGAAUUGAAAAACUUUGGUAAAGGCGUUCGGGUUUGUACGAGAUCUAAAUGUUAAGAAGCUUCAAAAGAAAAAAAGCACUAACCCUAUUCUUUUUAUUGUAUAGAUAGCUAUUAUUGAUAAUGGUAUUGAUUAUUAUCAUCCAGCUCUUGGAGGGUGUUUUGGUUCAGAUUGCAAAGUUGCAUUUGGCUAUGGUAAGAUGAAGUUGAGAAUUCUUUUAGGCAUACAAAGAAAUAUGAUGAUUGAAUUAUUUCCAGACUUAGUUGGAGACGGAUUUAGUAGAUCGUAUAUUAUACCUGAACCUGAUGAUGAUCCACUUGAUAAUUGUUCGAGGUCUUCUCAUGGUACACAUAUUGCUGGAAUACUUGCUGCAAAUGCAACAGAAAUAGUACAAACCAAUUAUAGUCCUAUAGAACCAUUUAUCGGUGUUGCUCCACAAGCAACUAUUGGAGCAUAUCGUAUUUUUGGAUGCUCCGAAAAUGGUACUACUACAGAUAUCAUUACUGCAGCUAUCUAUCGUGCUUUUGAAGAUAAAGCUGAUAUAAUUACAAUGUCUAUUGGCAGCAUGGGUAGUUAUGCAGAGAGAUCAGAUGCAGUUGCUGUCAAACGAGUAUCCGAAGCUGGAGUUUAUGUCGUAUGUUCGAUGGGCAAUGAUGGAAGAGAGGGUCUUCAAACGGGUGCAAAUCCAGCUAUUGCCAAAGAUGCCAUUGCAGUUGGAUCAGUAGAUAAUUCGUAUGAAGCCCAAUUAUAUUUGAUAACACCGAAUGGCGAAAAAAUUUUUUAUAUACCCGGAAUUGCGUACGGUGGGUGGCGAUCGACGAUAUACUCGACUAUUGUUGUUAAUGCACUCUAUCUUUCACAAAUCGGUAAUCCAGUACCCGAAACAGUCAAUAAAGCGUUCAAUAACGGUACUACUUAUCGUCCUUCAAUCUCUGAAGUUCUCAACUUAUUCCAAUCAAAUGCUAAUCCAGUCAAUAUUUACAAUUCCACUCUUCUGGCUUCAACUGUUCAGCAAGGUGCUGGAUUAGUAAAUGCUUUUCAAGCACUGACAGCUACGACAAUCGUGUCACCAAGUGAACUUGCAUUGAAUGAUACAACUGUUCAUAUUUGGCCAGAAUAUUUUCAACUUGAUCCUGGACAAUCACGUACAGUUACACUUAAAUUUCAUGCACCUGAUGGAGUCAAUCCGAAUUUUCUUCCAAUUUAUUCAGGCUUUACUGAUGUAGCAAAUGAUGUUGAUGAAAAAGUUGUUCAUGUUCCAUAUGCUGGUGUUGUUGGGAAUUAUAGCGAUGCAAGUAUUUUAGUGCGCAAUAAUCCACAAGGAUUCAUUACGGGUAUUGUAGGUGAUGAUGGAUAUUAUAUCACAGAUGGACAAGAAUUGAAUAUUACAGCUGCGGGUGUUUUUCCAAUUGUACUGGUUACAGCGUGGGCUUCACGUACCAUUUUAGUAGAAGUUGUUUCAUCAGAAAAUAAUGAUCUACCUGAACUUGAUUUGAAGUAA
Molecule: messenger RNA, 1821 nt
Organism: Rotaria sp. Silwood2
Lineage: Eukaryota; Metazoa; Rotifera; Eurotatoria; Philodinida; Philodinidae
Source: the annotation of a GenBank genome assembly